UGUAAAUCCUGCCCACUUCUUUGCAUUGUCACACAUGCUUCAGUGCUCUGAGAGUGUUUAUAGUGCUGUGAGUUUAACACUUCAUGACUGAGAGCAGAACAGAACACAAUCUUCAUCAUCACACAAGACAAAAGAACAACAAUGAACAAAAUCACCUUCUUCAUCUGGACUCUGAUCUGUAUAUCAGGCUCCAGUGGACAGAUCACAGUUACUCAAACUCCUGUAGUUCAUACAGUCACACCAGGAGAAACUGUUGUGAUGAGAUGCAGCGCCAGCACUCCUUUAACAGGCUGUAGCCCUACAGCAUGUCUGUCCUGGUACUUACAGAAACCUGGAGAAGCCCCUAAACUCCUGAUUUAUAGAGUGAACAGCCUCCAGUCAGGAACUCCAUCUAGAUUCAGUGGCAGUGGAUCUGGCAGUGAUUUCACUCUGACCAUCAGUGGAGUCCAGACUGAAGAUACAGGAGAUUAUUACUGUCAGAGUCUACACAGCAGUGGUGGUGUGUUCACACAAAUAGAGCAGCUCCAUCAGCAGAUGUUCAGCGUCCUCACAGGAGCUUCAUGUUACUGGAAUCCACUGCUUCUCUUGUUUCUGGAGAUACAUAGGGGAAAAUCCAGAGGAGUGACUCUGACUCAACCUGAAGUUAAAUCUGUCCAACAGGAAUCCAGAGGAGUGACUCUGACUCAACCUGAAGUUAAAACUGUCCAACAGGGAAUAUACAGCAACUACUUAGCCUGGUAUCAGCAGAAACCUGGAGAAGCUCCUAAACUCCUGAUUUAUAUAGUGAACAGCCUCCAGUCAGGAACUCCAUCUAGAUUCAGUGGCAGUGGGUCUGGCAGUGAUUUCACUCUGACCAUCAGUGGAGUCCAGACUGAAGAUACAGGAGAUUAUUACUGUCAGAGUUACCACAGCAUCAACAGUAAAGCUGUGUUCACACAGUAA
Messenger RNA from Ctenopharyngodon idella (grass carp), 942 nucleotides. RefSeq lists its product as uncharacterized. Gene Ontology annotation, biological process: immune response; immunoglobulin production. The record is from RefSeq and is a predicted model, not a curated record. The transcript has 6 exons. NCBI's taxonomy places the organism in Eukaryota, Metazoa, Chordata, Actinopteri, Cypriniformes, Xenocyprididae. The coding region runs from base 142 to 942 and encodes 266 amino acids.